UUCUCUGUUUGUUUACAUUUCAUUAAUCUCAAUACACAGAUGAUACAAUUGUGUAUAACUAUUUUCUAAGAUUUACGAGUGCCACUUGAAAAUACAUUUCUAAAUCUUGAUUAUACGAAUCUAUUCUCCUCGUGACUAACAGAAAAACUUUAUAGACACUAGAAAGAUUGACAAAUUUGUAUGAUUAUAGGAUUGACACGAGGUCGAUCUGCCAAGAGGGGUCCCCCGGGAGGAAUCCAUGGGAACUGGCUCCUAUUAAGUGAAGAAAGCCCGGUAAACUCCGCGUGCCGAACCCGCCAACAGAGUUCAGUUCUUUUAUACACUUCGGCCACUGGUGGGCUUAUAAAUCUGGAUAGGGUCUGAGCAAGUGUCGGGGAGCAUCCACGAAGGGCCUAAGGCUACUUUUAGUCGUAUAAACUUCUCCCUUCCGUCCGCAACUUCACUCCUUUCUGGCCGGCGAGGUAGAGACAUUCGAACAGGAAAAUUACGAACGAGCACGAAAUUUGAGGCUGCGAAAUCCGAUGGGUCGGCCGAUCUUCAAUCGGAAUCCAUCUGCAGAAAAAUCAAAUUAAACACUCUACCCAAAGCGAUACGAGUGCUCGAAUGUCCAAGUUAAUGAAAACGCAACUCGUAUUAGCCAGAAAACAAUACAAAUUGCUUUUUUACGAAUAUCUUCACAGGCUGUAAAUUUCAGUGUGGAGCCCAUUCUUCUUGAAAGAUCUUAGAACCAUUUCUUUAGUUAUGGACCAUUUGUCUAAAGAAAAUCUCUUCAUUUUCAAAGUUUGGUCUUGUGAAGUUUACCGGUUUUUCUUCGCGUGUCCAACACCCAAAUAGGAGCCAAUUUCCCAUUAAAAGUCCUUCCUUGACAGGUCUCUCACGUGUUAUGUCGCCGUCUUUCAUCAAUCCAAUCCAAUCCAAUCCUCUGAAUGCCCAAAAAAUUCAGUUUCAAUCACCGCAAUAAAAAUAGUCAAAUAUAUUAUUAAGCGUCACUAAAUAGGGAUUAGGAUCUGAUUAAUUAAGGAUCUGGCACUCUUAUUCUCGGGUGAAGUUCUUGAAUCCCAACACAAGACAGCAAAAUUGAGGAUUUCGGAGUGAAGAAAUGCAGGCGUUACGCAAGCUUAUAUAGGGAAAAAACAGAUAUCUUUCGAGCUUAUCAAUUAAGGAUUGAAUUGUUUCCAGAUAGCGAUUACAACUGAAAACGUAACAAAAAAAAAUCCUAAAAUCAAUGCGUAACAAAUAUUUCUUAACAGAGAUUCUUUGAAGUAAUUCCUCGUAACAGAUACUCGUUACGAUACUUCCAUUUUAAGUUGGAUUAGGACAAUUAAAAUGCAUUUAAAGACACGUAACUCAACGUUACUUUCGAUGUAAUGUGUAUUAAGUAACCACCAUCGCAAGAUAUAUCGAUAGCCAGAUAGCGUAACCCGAAUGGCUUUGAUAUCCCAAAACCUAGAAAUUUAGAAAAGAGGUCGAGGUUGGGCGCGAGUACUUUAUCUAAUAUUAAUUAAUAUAUCGAUUGGGGUAAGUUUCGGGUAAAUUGCCGGAGCGUAACAAUAGGUGAAGUGUUCUCGCCAAGAAUUUAAGAAAUCCAUGCGAUUGCAGACGUUUAGAGAUAAUUUUAGCAAUCGGUUAGUCGAAGACAAAAUGGCGGCUCCAUGCAAAACGGGAUACUUGGACGUCAAGAUACAGCACAAGAGCAGAGGCCUCAAGAAUUGGAAGACUUGGAAGAAACGUUGGGUGGUGAUUUCGAGUACGGAUUUGAGGCUGAUGGGACCACCCUCUUUGGUGAUACAAAUCUAUUCUAACGAUGGUCAGAAGGACAAGAAUUGCCUCUUCUCCAAAUCUUUCUCCUCCAAGCUUUCGGUGGUGUACAGGAGCAGAUCUCGAACGCACAGGCACGCGUUCAGCAUGGCCGAAGAUGGGGGUGCCGUGUUGCAUUUGGCGGGAGGAAGCGAGAGCCACAGCCAGGACUGGAUGGCGGCCAUCAGAGAUCUGUUGUGGCCUCCUAGUCCCUUACUCCAACUAAAAAUGGCUUAUAAAGGAAGUUAUGACGUUUCUUUAAUCGAUAACGAAUUCAGUUACCAGUCUGGAAUGCUGGGACUCUACGGUCACUUCAUGGCCACCGCCGACAGGUUGGUACUUUCUACCCCCGAUACCGGUAGGGUGGUGAAAGAAUGGAAACUGUGCCACGUCAAGAGGUAUCAGUUGGUACCACAGAUUAACAAAGAAGAUGCUUAUAAAGUGUUUUCCCUGACUAUUAGCGAACCUGGCGGCUUUGCCGGUCAGCUUCAGUUCUACAGUGUUAAUUCCAUGUCCAUACUUCAAAAAGUAAAUCGUGCUCUGGAUUGCUAUGAACCGGUCGACUCUCUUCUGGACACGCCGGUGGAAGAGGUGGAUCUGAUUCAGUUUGACGAUUACAGACGGCAUCCCGGAGCCACUACGGAUGAUGAAUUAGAAGAAAACAGGCAUUCUCUGGGAAGUUCCGGUUCCGGUAGUACGGACACUUCGGAGAGCACGACGUCGACCCGUUUAUUUCUCCUGCCCGACAACAUGCUUAACUGCAGUGUUAACUCUGGUCGGAUGCAACAGCAAGACGAAGACAGCGAUUCCUUUUCUCCACCCUCCUCUCCGUCAUUGCAUGAGGAUCUAUCCAACUUUGAUUUCCCUUCUCCGGAACUUGACAAUGCAGACAAUCCCCAUAUAUAUGUAGACAUACAGGCUUACGACGAAGAAAGCCCCAAAGAAUAUAUAUAUGAAGAAUUAGAAGAGAGUGAAGAUUCCACUGGAAAAGAAACUGUACCGCCUCUUCCUCCCAGGAAUACUUAUCUCCACUUGCAGAAUACUCUACCCGAUAAACACAUUUCAGCACUAUCGAGGAUAAAAAGGGCAAAAAUUUCUAAGCUCUUUCAUAAAAAUGAAAGAAGAACCCAAAGUGCAUCUUCUGCAGAAUGUAACGAAAUUACUAAAGAAAAUUUGGUUCGGACCGAAUCCCUUCCAAUUUUUGUACCAUCCAAAUCUCACUAUGCACCCUCUCCGUUAUCGAUCUCUGCACCAGAAACUCUAUCGGGAUUUUGUAAUCCGAUGCAACACACAUGUGAUGAAACGAAUGCGGAUGAAACCUCGCAUGGCACGAAUUUCCGAGGGAGAAGCAAAACUACUCCGAGUGGAGCCAGCGAAUUACACACCAUAAUAGCAGAAUUGGACAAAGUGCAAUCGAAGCACAGACACUUCAGACAGUGUAUGAAAGCGUUAUCGACAGAAAACUUAAUAAAACAAGAACUUUCGCUACCUUUGUCACAAUGCAUCGAAGACUUAAGAAGAUUUUCCUCCGAAUACUGCAACAUGAAUGCAGAUCCUGUAUAUAUCGACAUGAACGGUAUAAACGGCGUAGACACGCAGACUGAAGAAAGCUGAGAAAUCUGUUGUAAAAUGUAAUUUUUUUUUUAAAUAAGAU
Messenger RNA from Centruroides sculpturatus (bark scorpion), 3451 nucleotides. RefSeq lists its product as uncharacterized. The record is from RefSeq and is a predicted model, not a curated record. The coding region runs from base 1588 to 3411 and encodes 607 amino acids. The transcript is spliced from 5 exons. NCBI's taxonomy places the organism in Eukaryota, Metazoa, Arthropoda, Arachnida, Scorpiones, Buthidae.